GAGUGCGUUAAUCUUUAGAAAAAAGAAAAUUAUCAUGUAAUAUGGCACGACAAAAAAUAAAUAAAUUUAUUAGUUUUUUCAUUUUAAUGUCUCUCCAAGCAUAAUCUGAAAUCCAACCUUUUUUUCUUUAUAUGAAUCUGAAAUUGAACCUUUAUAGUUUAUACCUAUAAUUGGUAGAGAAAGAAGAUGACCUCAGACGGCGGCAUCGAACCAAAACAGGCCACCAGUUGCCACGUGGUGGCGAUGCCCUUUCCGGGCAGAGGCCACAUCAAUCCCAUGAUGAACCUCUGCAAGUUGCUAGCUUCAAAAAAACACGACAUCCUAAUCACCUUUGUUGUCACCCAGGAGUGGCUCGGCUACAUCAGCUCCGAUGACAAGCCGCCCAAUAUUCGCUAUGCUGCCAUACCCAACGUCGUACCUCCAGAGCGGCUAAAAGCCGCUGACUUCCCAGCCUUCUAUGAAGCUGUCAUGACUAAAAUGGAAGCUCCUUUUGAUCAGCUCCUGGAUCGUCUCCUCGAAACGACGCCGUUGAGUCUUAUCAUAGCUGAUAUAGAAGUACUUUGGGGAGUCAAUGUUGGGAAACGAAGGAAUAUUCCUGUGGCCUUGUCUUGGACCAUGUCUGCCUCUUUUUUCAGAAUGUUACAUUUUUUCAAUAAAUUCUCUGAAGAUAGUAAUAGCCCACCUGACCUUUUAUCCAAAUGUAGUGAUGAUGACAAGAAUUUGGAGAGCAUACCAGAACUCUCAUCCUUUGACAUAGAAGAUCUGAAAAUAGUACUCCAUGAAAAUGACCAAAAGGUUUUGAAACUAGCAUUGGAUUGUAUUUCUCAGGUCCCAAAAGCUCAAUUUCUUCUCUUCACUUCAUUCUAUGAACUUGAACCUCAAUCAAUAAACACUCUUAGAUCAGAAUUUUCUUUCCCAGUUUACCCACUUGGCCCAGCUAUUCCAUACUUAGAUCUUCAUGAUCAACACAACAACUCUUCCUCUUCUCAAAGUUAUAUUCAAUGGCUGGAUUCACAGCCAAAAGGGUCUGUUUUAUACAUCUCCUUGGGCAGUUUUCUUUCGGUUUCGAGUACCCAAAUGGACGAAAUCGCUGCUGGGUUAAGGACUGCUGGUGUUAGAUUUUUGUGGAUUGCUCGAUCUGAAGCUCUUCGUUUGAAGGAGAGGUCAGGCGAGUUGGGGUUAAUAUUGCCUUGGUGUGACCAAUUGAAGGUGUUGUAUCAUCCUUCUAUUGGGGGGUUUUGGACUCAUUGUGGGUGGAACUCUACUUUGGAAGCUGUCUUUGGUGGUGUUCCUAUGCUUACUUUUCCUCUGUUUUUAGACCAAGUUCCCAAUAGUAGGGAAAUUGUUGAGGAGUGGAAGGUUGGGUUGAGGGUGAAGGUAGAGGUGGGUAGUGAUGAAAAAUUGACAAUAACAAGAGAUGAGAUUGCUGAGCUUGUGGGAAACUUCAUGGAUUUCGAAGGUGAUGUGGGGAAAGAGAUGAGGAAAAGAGCUGGAGAACUUAGAGAUUUGUGUCAACAAGCCAUUGCUAAAGGUGGAUCUUCUGACAAUUACCUUGAUGCUUUUAUUAGUGAUAUAUGCAAUUUUACACUAGGCCAGUAGGUGGUCAAUCUAGAUGAUAAUAUUAUGAAGGUGGCUUAGCUUGUAUAAUAAUGUCUUAUAAUUUUGGCUUAUAAUAAUUCGAAGAAUUGCACUUC
Cannabis sativa is the source of this 1694-nucleotide messenger RNA. RefSeq names its product UDP-glycosyltransferase 87A1-like. The record is from RefSeq and is a predicted model, not a curated record. The coding region runs from base 187 to 1599 and encodes 470 amino acids. The transcript has 2 exons. Gene Ontology annotation, molecular function: UDP-glycosyltransferase activity. Lineage: Eukaryota; Viridiplantae; Streptophyta; Magnoliopsida; Rosales; Cannabaceae.